GAGUCACGUUAUUUGUAGCCCUUUGGUUAUUAUUUUUUAAUCCUGACCCAGACGAACCAGAGAGGUCGACUGAUCACCAAUCAUGACGCUUCGAGUUUGUAAAAUGCAGGAGGUCACCACAUACCGGCCACACGACGGUGCAGCACGAAUCUUCUUUUUGUUGACUGUGAUUGUUCUAAUCUUUGUGCUGUGUUUCGAGUUUCAGAAGAAAGAAAACCUCACCAUCAUCCCUUCAAGAGCGGUGCCAAAGAAACCGCAUGGUUUCUGGACUUUCCAGCCACUGUCCCCUAAAGAGGACCUUGAAAAAAAACUCCUACUGGAAUCCAUUGCUUGGCCAGAAACUCCACCUUGGCAGACUCCUCUUUCCCUGAACGAAACCAGUUGCCCGGCUAACAGCACCUUCACCAUUCUUCCACAGAGGGGAGAUGGACAGUGGCAUGUAGGGGACAAGCUGAAGGUGCUGAUCAAAAUGUAUGACUUCCAAGGCCGUCCUAAGAAGUCUGGAGGAGAGGUCUUAUUGGCUCGGGUGCACAACUUGACUCUUGGUGCAGGUGUGGUUGGGAAAGUGGAGGAUCAUCUCAAUGGCACCUACUCUGCUGUUUUCUCUUUGCUCUGGGAAGGAAGUGCUUGGGUUGAGGUGACACUGGUUCACCCCAGUGAGGCCAUCACGGUGCUACGCAGGUUGAACAGUGAACAGCCUGACAGAGUUGACUUCCAAAGCCUCUUCCGCUCACGCUCUGUCUCUGAAACUACCAUCUGUAACGUAUUCCUGCGUUCGACCGAGCAGCCGCUGUGCAACUACACUGACCUCCAUACAGGUGAUCCUUGGUUCUGCUUCAAGCCAAAGAAUCUGAACUGUGAUACCAGGAUCAACCACUCCAAGAGAGGAUUCAAACAAAUCCUCAAGGCCAACGAGGAAAAACUCUUUCAGCUCGGUGUCAACAUGAAAGUCUCAAUUCCAGCUUCAGGACCUGCUAGUGUCACUGUGUUGCCAAGACAGAAAGGUCAAGCAGCAGUGAACAGCAGCAAUGUGGAGUCUGGACCCUCUGGCUAUUACUACCAGGGUGCAUGGCAAACACUAAGUGGCACCAAAGUUCAGCAGUUCAACACCCCCUCAGCCAUCACUCAGUGUCUGAAAGGCAAAGUGGUCCACCUGUACGGAGACUCCACCAUCAGGCAGUGGUUUGAGUACUUCAGUGGAGCACUACCAGAUCUCAAGGAGUUUGACCUGCACAGCCAGAAGCAAAAUGGACCUUUCAUGGCCAUGGACUUUGCAAACAACAUCUUGGUGACGUUCCGCUGCCAUGGUCCUCCUAUCCGUUUUCGCGAUGUCCCAAUCAGCGAGUUGCGCUACAUUGCCAAUGAACUAGACAAUGUAAUCGGAGGCACCAACACUGUCGUGAUCUUUGGCAUCUGGUCGCACUUCAGCACUUUCCCAGUGGAGGUCUACAUCCAGCGGUUGCAGAGCAUCCGCAGGGCAGUGAUACGCCUGCUGAACAGAUCUCCAGGUACAGUGGUCAUCAUCCGGACAGCAAACCCCAAAGCUUUGACGCUCUAUGAGACUCUGACCAACAGUGACUGGUACUCACUGCAGAAUGACAAAAUACUCAGGGUCAUAUUUAAAGGAUUGAAUGUUCAUCUGUUGGAUGCCUGGGAGAUGGUCCUGGCCCACCACUUACCUCACAACCUCCACCCACAACCUCCCAUUAUUAAGAAUAUGAUCAAUGUUCUCUUGUCCUACACAUGCCCUCUAAAGGGAGGCUAGAUUUUGUCUUUGCCUUUUGCCCUCCGCUCGGUGGCUCCUGCGGGGGGCUGUGUGGACCUCCUUGGACUGGAGGAGACAGUUCCCUCCUUUUGGUGGAUGUUUUCAUGCAUGCCAGACCCACCACACCGGCACUUAUCAAAACUCACUAGAGUCUGUUCCUCCGGUCGCUGAGUCAGUGGAGGUUGCUGGGUGAGUAUCUGUGGAUCUCACUCUGCUUCUUCUAUCCUUCCUGUGGUCUCCUGACAUCUUCAUGAUUGAUCCUGUUGGGAUUCUGUCGUAUCUGGUGUUUGUGAAGGGUUUCAGAUUUGUAACUGGUUUCAAGAGGUGAAUUAAAGAGCACAAAUAAAUAGAAUCCUUUUCUCUCAGAACACGGUCUAUGCCUCACUUUUCUGUCUGUCCUGUGUUUGUUUUAUGUUUCACUUGGGUGUGCACAGCCCUCAAUGGCAUAAUAUAGGAAACAGCUUGAAAUAA
Molecule: messenger RNA, 2236 nt
Organism: Acanthochromis polyacanthus (spiny chromis)
Lineage: Eukaryota; Metazoa; Chordata; Actinopteri; Pomacentridae
Product: NXPE family member 3-like
Exons: 6
Coding region: 83-1765 (560 amino acids)
Source: RefSeq, a predicted model, not a curated record